GUGUAAUAUUGCCAAUGUUUGAAUCCCUCUAAUUUCAUGUCGUAUUAUUCAAGAGAUGAUUCCGGCUAUGCAAAGCAUUCUAUGGAAAACAUUGUGAGUGAAAAGACAGUCGAGAACGCCGCAAAAAAGGCGUCAUUUGACGAACGAAGCUGGGUUUGGAUAUCUGAUCCAGAGGAAGUUUACUUGAAGGCAUGGAUCGAAGAAAAAUUAAAUUCAGGUUCCCAAUACAGAGUUCGAUUAGAGAAAGAUGGGACCGAACGAAUUGUGGAUUCUGGUUCUACGGGUGAAGUUAAUCCUCCAAAGUUUGAUAUGGUAAACGAUAUGGCCGAAUUGACAUGUCUUAAUGAACCUUCAGUUAUUCACAAUCUAAUUCAAAGGUACGAACGAGACUUAAUCUACACCUACUCCGGUCUCUUUUUAGUAGCGGUGAAUCCAUAUAGGUCAUUACCAAUUUACGGCGAUGAUAUGGUAAAAAAGUAUCAUGCUAAACAAUUACCUGAAGUCAAACCUCAUAUCUUUCGUGUGGCAGAUAUUGCUUACAGGAAUUUACUGGAGAGAGAGCAAGAUCAAUCAAUUUUGGUGACUGGUGAAUCAGGUGCAGGUAAGACCGAAACCACAAAGAAAGUUAUCCAAUAUCUUACGGCAAUUACUGGUACAUCUACCAACGAUUCACAACUUCUGGAAAACAAAAUUCUAGACACCAAUCCCGUUCUGGAAGCCUUUGGUAAUGCCCAAACAGUAAGAAACAAUAACUCUUCUCGCUUUGGAAAGUUUAUUCGCAUUGAAUUUUCCAUUGAUGGCAGCAUUGUUGGUGCAAAUCUCGACUGGUAUCUACUUGAGAAAUCGCGUGUUACAAAUCCAUCUCCUAAUGAACGGAAUUACCAUAUAUUUUAUCAGUUGUUGCGUGGUAGUGAUGGUGAUUUACUAAGAGAAUUAUUUCUUGAACGUUCCGUUGACAAAUACACUUAUCUGAGAAAUUGCGCGAAGUUUAUCUCAGGGGUAGACGAUGCGCUUGAAUUUCAACAACUUUGUGCCGGCCUUACUACACUUGGAUUUAGUUCUAAAGACACAAAGCAGCUUUUUAUUGCAAUUGCUGCUGUUUUACAUCUGGGAAAUAUAGAGGUUGCUUCUGAUCGUGCUGGCCAAGCACGGUUCCCGUCAUUGACACACAUUGACCAACUAUGCCAUUUGUUAGGUAUACCAGCUGAAUCUUUUAUAAAUGCAGUAUUGCAUCCAAAAACAAAGGCGGGAAGGGAAUGGAUUGUUAAUGCACGUACAAAGGAGCAGGUUCUUCAUACUCUUCAAUCACUUGCAAAGAGUUUGUAUGAAAGGAAUUUUGCAUUUUUAGUCGACAAGCUAAACCGAACAAUGUACCAGACUCAGAAUGAUAAUAAUUGCUUUAUAGGCGUCCUAGAUAUUGCAGGAUUUGAAAUAUUCGCGCAUAAUAGUUUUGAACAACUGUGCAUUAAUUACACAAACGAGAAACUUCAGCAAUUUUUUAAUCACUACAUGUUUGUCCUUGAACAAGAGGAAUAUUCACAGGAAAAAAUUGAGUGGAAUUUUGUUGAUUAUGGAAAUGACUUACAACCAACUAUAGAUAUAAUUGAGAAGUCUGAACCGAUUGGUAUCCUUUCUUGCUUAGACGAAGAUUGUGUUAUGCCAAUGACCACGGACGUCACCUUUACUGAAAAACUACAUUUGUUGUUGAAAGGAAAAACUAACAUUUAUCGUCCCAAAAGGUUCUCAUCUGAAGGAUUUUUGUUGCGACAUUAUGCUGGUAACGUAGUUUAUUCUACAGAAGGCUGGUUGGAAAAGAAUAAAGAUCCUCUCAAUUCAAAUCUCGCGAAUCUGAUAUCUCAAUCAUCAAAUAUGCAUGUAUCUUCCCUAUUCGCUGAUUAUUCUUCAGGGAAUACUUUAAAUGGUGACCAGUAUGAAAAAAAGGGUAUUUUCCGUACCGUUUCCCAAAGACACAGACGACAACUUAAUACUCUGAUGAAGCAAUUAGAAGCUACUCAACCUCAUUUCGUCCGCUGUAUUAUCCCUAAUAGCAUAAAGAAGCCCAAGAAUAUUGAGAAAGCACUAGUUUUACACCAGCUAAGAUGUAACGGUGUUUUGGAAGGAAUUCGCAUUGCCCAGACAGGGUUCCCUAACAAGUUGUUGUACACUGAGUUUCGAUCUAGAUACGGAAUCCUAUCUAAAACACUAGCAAAGGGUUAUACAGAAGCGAAGGAGGCUACGGUUGCUAUAAUAAAAGAUUUGGAUUUGUCUACAAGCGUAUAUAGACUGGGCGAAACGAAAGUUUUUUUCAAGGCUAAUGUGCUUGGUUUUCUGGAAGAUCGAAGAAAUGCGAUACUGCGAGACAUUUUUAAAGCGUUUUCUUCUGUAAUAAGGGGAUCUCUUGUUCGUCGGCGUCUUUAUCGGUUAAAUCAUCGUCAGGACGCUGCUAUAGUUUUGCAGCAUAACUUAAGACAACUGAAAGUCUUAAGGAAACAGCCUUGGUGGCAUCUAUUCUUAAACUUAAAACCUUUACUGGGGACAACUCAAACGGAUGAAUAUCUACGCCGUAAGGAUACGCUCAUCAAUAACCUUAAGGUCCAAUUGGAAAAAGCAGAGUCUGUUUCUGUUGAACUAGAGGCUAAUCGUCAGCGAAUUUCGAAGAUUUCGAAGGAAUUGAGUGAAGAACAGUUAAUUUCAAAAGAGAAAGAGAUUCUAGUUGAGCGAGCCAAUUCCAGAAUUGAAGUUAUUAACGAGCGUGUUUCGGAUUUGGUAGAGCAAUUACGCUUGAGCCAGGAAAAAUAUUCCGCAUUGUACAAUGAAAAGAAGGAGACUGAGGAACAGCUAGAAAAAUACAGGUCUUUAACGAAUCAUCUUCAAGAAUCGAUAUCCACUUUGCAAGAAAAGUUAGAUCUUGCUGUUACAGAAGAGGAAGAGACGAAAAGAAAAUUUAAAGAAUUUGAAUCAUCUCACAUUAAUUUACAAGCAGAUUAUGAGCACUAUGCACAAUUGUUAGAUUCUCAAAGGAAAACUAUAGAAGAAGUACAAACUAAAGCUGAUGGACUAAAACAAACCAAAAACAAGCUAGAGGAAGACAUUCUUUGGAAAGAAAAUUCUUUUAACGCAGCAAUGGAUGACUUAAAAUCGGAAAACUCCAAUCUUAAAAGUCAAUGCAAUACAUAUGAAUCUCAAAUUGCUGAUUUGGUAUCUAAUUAUUCUAGGACUGAAAGCGAGUUGAAUAAGAAAGAAUCUGAGAUCUUGAUGUUUCAAAAGGAACUUGCUGAAUAUAGAGACCAACUUGCUAAUUCUUUAAAAAAGCGUGCUUCAUCAGAAAUUCUUGUUGAGGAGGAGGCACUAUCCCUUGAUAGUCAAGAAAAUACAUUUUCGUCUUCUUCGACAACUCUUUCGAUAUUAAAAGAUGUUCAAGAAUUAAAGGCUUUACAUUCUAAAGAAGCAACACAACUGUCAGAUAGGAUAAAGGAUGUUACUCAGCUACUUGAGCAGAGCAUGGUUACCGAAGAUAAGCUGCGUUCAAGAAAUAAUGAGCUCUCGGAUAUUGUUGAAGCUUUGAAAUAUCAAUUGCAAGAACAGGAUAGGGAGAUUAUUGAAGCGAAUACUGCGAACGCGAAUCUUCAAAAGACUAAUGAUGUUUUGGAAAAAAAUGCAACAGACUUUAUUGAUUUACAAAGUGUGAAAACGCGUUAUGAAUGUAAAGUUUCAGAGUUAUUCUCCCAAUUACAUAAAGAGCGAAAAAGGGUUGAACAAUUAAAGACAAAGCUUGAAACAUUCGUUAAUCAUGAAAAGGAACAUUAUGACCAUGGAAUUUCAAAAGAAAACGAACCUCCGAAGGGUACAGGAAAUGAAAGCCUUCGGAAGAUUACUGAUCUACUUACCUCAGCAAUGAACUCUUCAACUUUUGAGAAGUACCAUCUGGAGAUGCUUCUUAAUACAUUACAGCAACAAAUCUCAGAGUUUGACUUAAGUUCUCCUCAACGUAAUUUGAUGUUUUCUCAUUUAGAUUCAAUAAAGAGAAAAUCAUCAAUGAGAAAAGAUUUCGAACUUCCGUUAUCGCCUUCUAAGACUGAUAAUUUUGAUUCCACUAACUUUACUAAAAUGCUCCAAGGUUCUCCUAGUAAGCGUUCUGGAAAAAUGGAGGCGCUUAUAAGAAAUUUUGAUCAAAAUAAUACUCCCUUAUUAUUUGAACCUAGUAAAGAGGAUGGCAAUCAAAAAUCCACCAAUCUUCGCUCAGAAAUUAUGAAACUCAACUUUAAUUUAGAAGAAGCAAAACGAAGUGGAAUUUUGGAUUCUAGUUCUGUUGACAGUGGUGUUACUGCUGCAAUGCAGUCGUUGCUAGAAGAAAAUCGAGCAUUGAAAGCUGCGGCGACGGCGAAUGUAAGCACUGAAAGUUUCCCUGAUGAGCAAGAACAGUUAUUAAAUGAAGUUCCUGCUCGAUUGCAAGGUGAUUUGAGAAGGCAUUUUGAUCAGCUACGCCAAUCCAAAGAGACAUUAUUGAAACUGCUCAAUAUUACUGAAGACAAGCUGCAUUCGGCUGAUUCAGCUCUCAAAGAGACUACUAAAGAAAGAGAUCAUUUGCUACGUAAUUUCUCUAUGCCGGCUAAGCCUUCCUUUAUGAUGAACGAUGAAACAGAGGAACUUGGGUUUGACAGUCCAGAUGGCCUUGAUGAACAGAAAUUAGAAGAAGUUAAUCUUUUACGGAUGAGGAAGCUGGAAAGCGCUCUUUCUAAAUAUAGGAGUCGUCUUGGUGAAUAUCAGUUACGCCAUGAAAAUUCCGAAUCGUCAAUUCACAAACUACAACGUGCUAAGACAACCCUUUCCAACAGAUUAAACGAAAGAGAAACAUAUAUAACUGAACUAUUGGACACUCAUAAGAAGAUGGAAACGGCGCUACUGGAGUCAAAUGCUAAGCAAAAAGAGUUUGAAAGCCUAUAUCAUGAAAAAAAUAAUGAUUUAUCAGAAUUGAAGCAACAUAGAGAAAAAUUGAUGAAACAAAUUGACGAAUUUAAUACAGUACGUGUUCAAGAUCUGGAGGAACGUGAACGAAAAGAUGAAUUAUUAUUCCAGCGUUACCAAAAGGAGCUUAAUGGAUUUAAGGUACAACUAGAAGAAGAACGAGAGAAAAACUUACGAAUACGGCAAGAUAAUCGACAUGUUCAUUUAGAAGUCGGAGAGUUAAGAACGAGGGUUGAUGAACUAAUUCUGGAAAAAACAGGUCUAGUGAAAGAAACUUCACGUUUGCAAUCCGAAAUUCAAUCAAUGUAUAAGGCAAAGAACAAUACUUCAGUGGCACAUCGAACCGUACAAUCACAAUUGCUUAAUUUGACGUCGCAACUGCAAGAAAUCCGAGAAAUGAAUGAGCAUCUUCGUUCUGAACAAAAUAGUUUGCUUAAUGAAAAACGUACUCUCGAACAGAACGUACAGGAGUUGACAAGUCAACUGAACAAUAGCAAAUCGUCUGAAUACUCACCAGACUUAGCUGAUACUGAGAGAGAAAUAGCUGAUUUACGAGCGAGCAUGGAUCGAAAAGAUGAAAUGUUAACGUCGCUUGUGGACAGAAUGAAGCAAAUGGAGUUCUUUGCCUCUGAAACGCAAAAAGAUAGUAAUCUACACCGUGAAGAAAAUCUAAAUUUACAUCGGCAAAUUGGAGUUUUAGAAAACGAAAAGAAAGAAUUAGAACUUCGACUAUUUGAUUUGGAUGCUAAGAGCUACCCAAUAAGUUCAUCAAAAGAUGUUCGGAUGCUUCAAAAACAAAUAGCAGAAUUGGAGAGCUCUGUUGCGGAUGCGGAUAAUGAACGUAUAAAGGGACUUGAUGAGUGCAGGCUUCGAGAUCGAAAUAUUCGUCAUCUAGAAGCUCGUCUUCAAAAAUAUGAUGAAGAAAAGCAUAAUCUCUCAGCAUCCAUUUCUCGUCUGGAAGAUCGGAAUAGCCUUUUGAAUAGCCAACUAGAAGAUACAAAAGCUUCCGAAACACAUUAUAAGUUAGCUUUGCAAAGAGCAGAGCACGAGGUUCAAGAAGAGCGAGAGAACCUUGGGAAUCUAGAACGAGAUUUAGAAAAAUAUCGACUCAUACUUGAAGGUCAACGAGCUAGGCGUUUAGACAGUCGAUUGUCCAUGCGUUCUAGUACAAAAUCACCGUCUUUGCAUUAAUUUUUUGUGCAUUUAAGCUUGCUUUCUUUUCUUGUUUCUAUCAAUCUUUUUUAUUUAGUAUUAUUUCUCUGAUGACCAAAUUUUACAAGUGCUAAUAAGCUAAGUAAGUUGUUUAUAUAGUUUGUAUUUUUACUAAUAUCACUUACUGCUAUCAAAUGGUGAUACUUGGAUUUUUUUGUACAUAUAUAUAUAUAUAUAUAUAUUUCUACGUUGAUCGAACUUUUUACAUUUUUGAUGAUGCUUCUUUAUCUUACUUGAACAAACAUUGUUUGUUAUUACAAAGGAAUCAUCGUUCUUUUGCUUGCUAUUUGCUUACUACUUACUAUUUUCCAAAUGACUCUUAACGAUAUAUAUCCGCAAUAUUAGCAUGCCAUAUCACAUACAACAAGGAUUAUAAAAAAUUAUAAACGAAUUGUAUUGUUGAUUUUAAAAUUAAAAUAAACUCUAAGCAUACGUUAUGAGCAUUAUCAUUAUUCACAUUAUGUCAAUAAAAAUAUUCAUAACAAUUUAUAGAUCAUAAAAAAAAGUGUGUGUGCGUGU
This is a messenger RNA of Schizosaccharomyces octosporus yFS286, 6696 nucleotides long. RefSeq names its product myosin type-2 heavy chain 2. Lineage: Eukaryota; Fungi; Ascomycota; Schizosaccharomycetes; Schizosaccharomycetales; Schizosaccharomycetaceae. Gene Ontology annotation, molecular function: actin filament binding; microfilament motor activity; ATP binding. The record is from RefSeq and is a predicted model, not a curated record. Gene Ontology annotation, biological process: actin filament organization; vesicle transport along actin filament. Gene Ontology annotation, cellular component: cytoplasm; myosin complex; actin cytoskeleton. Bases 37 to 6156 code for a protein of 2039 amino acids. The transcript has a single exon.